Messenger RNA from Cyclocybe aegerita, 1335 nucleotides. The record is from the annotation of a GenBank genome assembly. Lineage: Eukaryota; Fungi; Basidiomycota; Agaricomycetes; Agaricales; Hemipholiotaceae.
AUGCAUUCGAGAGGACUCGUAUUUUCAGCACUUUUUGCUCUGUUGAACCCGCACGUCGGAGCCUCUGUCCUAGGGCCUCCGUCGACACUGGUCAAAUUAUCGUAUGGCUCAUUCGAGGAAAAGGCGGCGGAGAAUCUGGUUGAAUUCCUGGGCAUACCUUUCGCAGUUCCGCCUGUCGGGAGGCUCAGAUUUGCACCACCUGUACCCCCAACACCGUUCAAAGGCGUUCAGCAAGCGACUUCUUUCGCAGCUGCUUGUGCCAAGCAGGUGUUUGAAAACCCGUUAUUUCCAGGCCCUACCACCCCUCCGAAGACUGUACGCACAUCUGGCACCCUCAUUCAAUAUCUCGUAGUGCUCAUAAUAAUUUUAGGUCUUUAUCUCAAUGUAAUCAGGCCGGCGAUGAUUCCAUCAGGUCGAAAGCUACCUGUUCUCGUCUAUAUCUAUGGAGGCGGCUUUGUGAUUGGAGACACGACCCAAGUUUAUGGCAACACUUUGGUGAAUAGGUCAUUAGACCUCGGAGAGCCGAUUGUUUACGUGACAGCGGCCUAUCGUCUGAAUGCUUUCGGUUUCUUGGCGGGUAAAGAAGUUAAGGAUGCAGGAAUAGGGAAUUUAGGUCUGCGAGAUCGUUUAUUCUGCGCCGCCGCCAUGGAAUCAGGCUCUCCACUCGUUCUUCCCGACAUUCUCCAGCAACAGAGAUAUUUCGACAGCGUUGUUACCGACACGAACUGCACCACUGCGCCUGACAAGCUCGAGUGUCUCCGAGAUGCCCCGUUUGAGCAGCUAGUAGCUGCAGUCGACCGCACACCGUCGCUGUUUGCGUACCAGAGCCUGAAGGUCGCGUGGAUGCCCGUGGUUGAUGGGGUUGUUAUCGUGAGGGAUCCACUUAUUUCGUUGCAGGAGGGGAAGUAUGCAAAGAUACCGUUUAUCACCGGGACAGUGGAGGAUGAGGGAACUCUGUUCUCGUUGGGAAACAUGAACAUUACAACCAACGCCCAGUACCUCGAAUACAUGAAAUCCAACUACUUCCCAUCUAUCUCGGACGCCGAUUUGGCAGCGUUGGAGGUCGCUUAUCCUGAUGACGUCACACAGGGCUCGCCAUUCGAUACGGGCACGGCCAAUGCUUUGACCAGCUUCUUGUUGAAUACCACUCUCAUAGGGUAUCUACGCCACAGCGCCACUCCCUCACCGCUUGGCGUCAUUCACGGCGGCGACAUUGAUGAAUUUGCUGGGGUUGGUAACGGCACCGACUUCAUUGGCGCAGACGCUCUCAUCUACUUCACUCGAAACCUCGAUCCAAACCCACCUGCAGACGAAAAGCCUGCUCCGGAACGCUAA